GAUUUGUGUCGGUAACUAAAUUCGGUUUGCAUUGUUUUGGUUGUGCGCUAGCUGUGUCAAAUACAAACACCAACACGUGACUUUUACUUUGACAGUCACUAGGUUGCUACCGGUUUUCGCGUGUCGACGGAAGUAGAAACCGCGCAGCGAGGCGACCAAUAUUAACAAGGCUCGCUGUCUCGUGUUGAGUGUGGUACUGGUCCGGACCUGAAGCCCGAACUGGGGUUCGGAUGAGGGUAAUUCAGCAUUCACUUGUGGCACCAGGUUCUUCUGGCCGUGUAUGCUGCGGGCGCGUUCCCAGUCCCGACUGACCCUUUGAGAGAGGACGAACGGAGCUUUACAAGAAUGAAGAGGCUUCCAAUCCUGCUCCUGCUCCUGUGGUUGUGCUCUGUGUUUUACGUGGGAAUCUUCCUCUUCGUGGGGGGCUUCCUUCUUGUGCGGCUGGAGGUGAACAGGACCAGCAGCUGUGCAGAUGUCUUACCUCCAGGAACAUCAGGCAACAGAGAUUUCUGCCUGAAAGAGCCACGUUUCCGUAGGGCUGUCAUCCUGAUCGUUGACGCUCUCAAGGCCGACUUCGCCCGCUAUGACCCGCGCAACACGUUGCCCAGACCGUUUGAGAACAAACUGCCAGUCCUAGAUGAGAUGGCAUCGUCGAGGCCGUCCCAUGCCAGGCUCUAUACCUUCAGGGCGGAUCCGCCCACCACCACCAUGCAGAGGAUCAAGGGCUUCACCACUGGGUCACUGCCAACUUUCAUCGACGUAGGGAACAACUUUGCCUCCAGCGCCAUCCUGGAGGACAACCUGGUCCGCCAGCUGGGUCAAGCGGGCAAGCGAGUAGUGUUCAUGGGCGAUGACACAUGGGUCAGUCUGUUCCCUGGAGGGUUCCAUCGCUCACUGCCCUUCCCGUCCUUCAACGUGAAGGAUCUGCACACCGUGGACAACGGAAUCCUCCAGAACAUCUUCCCCAUUUUGGAAGGAAAUGACUGGGACGUUCUGAUCGCUCACUUCCUGGGAGUGGAUCACUGCGGCCACAGAUUCGGCCCUGACCACCCUGCCAUGGCAGAAAAGCUUACUCAGAUGGAUGGAGUCUUCAGAUCUGUGAUUCAGCGACUACAGAAUGACACACUGCUGGUGGUGCUGGGAGAUCACGGGAUGACCGACACGGGUGACCAUGGAGGAGAGAGCCAGAAGGAGACGGAUGCAGCUCUGUUUCUCUACAGCAGUUCCGGCCUGCUACUGGCCCCCAGCUCACAGUCUGUGCAGGUAGAGCCAGAGGUGGUGCCGCAGACCGACCUGGUGCCCACGCUGGCACUGCUACUGGGAGUGCCCAUACCCUACAGCAGCAUGGGCCAGGUUCUACUGCCCCUUUUCCCCCUCAACACCACUCUGGGUGUACCUUUGGCUCUCAGCCAGGAGGAGGCGCUGUGGAUUAAUGUCAAACAGGUAAACCGUUUUCUGGAGACCUACUCGAACAUGGCGACAGACAUCCCGGCAGACAGUCUGUGGCACCUGCGUGCCCACUUCUCCCAGUUGUCCUCCCAGUAUCUCAGCUCCGUGCACACCGGUACCCCUCUCCCCCCUGCUCUCGUGGUCUCCAUGCAGGAGUACCUGAGCUCUGUUAGGGAGACCUGCCGUGCCUCCUGGGCCCGCUUCAACCCCGUGAAAAUGGCGUGUGGCCUGCUGGUGCUUUGUGGUGCGUGUGCCGUGUGCUAUGUCCUGUCGGAACUCUCGUCCGUGGUGCUGCGGGCCGGUGUACUGAAGCCAGCGGUGCUCGGCGGCCUGGCAGCGGGCCUGGCGGUGGCUGCCGUGCGGCUCUUCGCGCUGGGCUCCGCGGAAGCGUCGUGGGGUUUGGGAGCUGCAGCACUGGGGUCGGAGCUGCUGUUCCUGUGGAGGACCUGGCGUGCGUGUCCCCGUGGCAGGCUCUCUCCCCGGGGACUCCUCACGGCACCGCUCCUCCUGCUCCUCCUGCGAUGUGCCUCCCUGCUGUCAGACAGUUACAUCAUCUCGGAGGGACGCGUGGUCACCUUCCUUCUCUUCACGCUGGGAGUCUACGUUCCAGUCUGCCUGAACUGGGAUGGCUUCCUGGUACCUGCUCCCCCUGCUGAUGCGCAGAAACCCCCGGGGCUGCACUCUCCCACAGUGCCACCCUCCACGGUCCGCCGGGAGAGCACCUUCCUGCUGGUCUGCCUGAGCGUGCUGGUGUCCUGCCUCUACCUCUCUCUCUCCUUCCAUAACUGCCGUGAGGAGCAGGGCUCCUGCCAGCCCUCGGCCUUCCUGAUGCCGCUGUCACGCCUGCAGGACAGCCGUGUGCGCAACGUGCACUAUGUCCUGUCUCUGGUGGCCCUCUCUGCCUGGGCCUUCCUGCUGCACCACUGGCUCCGCCACUACGGGAACCUGAACGGCUCGGGCGUGGCUAGGUUCUCCGCCCGCUGCCUGCUCCCGCUGGCGUCUGUCUGCAUGGGACUGCACUGGGCAGUCAGUGCCGCUCCGGAGGACAGCUUCAGGAACCUGGCAGAGCUUAUCGGCCUGGCGCGGGUGGUGAUGCCGCGGGUGAGCUUUGGCCUGCUUGGCCUCGGGCUGCUCUUGCUGUGGUUGGACCCGCUGAUGGUGUACCUGAAGAGCCGCGGACCUCCCAGCUCCGGGGGUCCCAUGCCUCCGCCCAGGUACCGCGCGAGUACGGGCAUCAGCCCACAGGCGGAGCUGCACCACCUUGUACCGCAGCUUUACCAGCGCAUACGCCAGUCGUUGGAAGACGGCAGCGCACUGGGGGCAGAGUCAGACGGCCGCCCCGCCGUGGAGGCCUACGGGCUGGGCACAGUGUACUCGGCACCCCUUGUCUUGCUCUGUGGACUCCUGGGCCUGAUGUUGCUUCUGCUCCACCCUGAGGGCAUGGCGCUGGCGUUCCUGAUGCUUCUGCUGCAGGCCACAGCUCUGCUCCACCUGCAUGCCUCCACCUGCACCCUCUCCAGCCUUCAGAGUCACUCCAGUGGGUUCUCUGUGCCAUGGACUCCAGUGGUACUGUGGUCACUGGCCGCAUCCCAGUUCUUCCACGCAACAGGUCACCUGCCCACCUUCCCCUCCAUACAAUGGGGCGCUGCGUUCGUGGGCUUUCCGCAAGGCCAUGCAGGCACCGUGCUGCCUGCUUCGCUCGUCACCCUCAACACCUUCACCUCACACAUCCUGUUUGCAGUUGCAUGUCCACUGCUGCUAUUCUGGCCACUGGUGUGUGAGGUGCGCAGGACUCGGUCUGGUCGCUCAGUUGCCGGGGAGGAUGGAGAUGAUGUUGCCAUGGAGAUGAAACUGCGAGAAAACCCACAGCAGUUCAGUUCAGCACUCCUGCAGCUUGCAGUGCGCUAUCUGCUCGUCAGUGGAGCUCAGGUGUUGGCCUCGGUCUGUGCUGCAGCUUUCCUCAGGAGGCACCUGAUGGUGUGGAAAGUUUUUGCACCAAAGCUGAUGUUUGAAGCCAGUGCGUUUGUUGUCAGCAGUGUAUUUCUGCUGUUCGGAAUCGCUCUGGUCCUGAGGGUGGAUGUGGCAGUGGCGUGCUUAUUUCACAGACUCCUUCCGGAAAAUUCCAGGUAGCGACGCUGCUUGCCGCAGGACGAUAGGGGUGAACUUCCCGGACACGACUGCCAAUAGGAUGGAAGAACAGGCUACAACCUAGCUUGGACUGAUGAGGUCAUAAAGGGCCUGACCUCUCUGACGUGGCAGGCGAAUAUGUACAGGCGCUGGAAUUUCGCACUGAUUUUGUUGAGACUCAGACACUCAUGGCACCUCUGUGUAGCUGAGGACAGUUGGGAGAUGCCUUUCUACUGCUAGACACCACUCUGACACGUGGCUACUGAAGGCAUUUAGUCAGGGGCUGCAGGGUUGUACUUGUACACACUCAUUGUACACUCAGAACUGGGGAACAGCCUCCAGGGGGUAGUUAUUUAGAACUGUGAUACCUUAUCUCAUGCAUGAAUCUGAAUUUGUAGGUUUACACACAAUGUUUGGCUUAAUUUAAGACUUAGCUCACACUACCUUAAAUGAACCCCGUUACCUUGCUAAUAAGUAAAUACCUUUACACAGUACACUCUAAUGUACCAUUUGCUCUGGAUGGUUUAUUCUUCUUCCUGCUAUAAUCCAUCUGAUUUCAUGCACUGAUUAGCAUAAGUAGACCAGUCCACUGGCUCACAGCAGGGCUGACACUGCUGUGGGAUGUAGGGGGGGUUUCCUGGACUGGGAUCAGGAAAUGCUGGAGCAGGGCACUGGACUGCCAAUCUACAUAGCAGCUUCCAUUAAUCUGUGAGCUCCGGUGUGUGUGUGUGUGUGUGUGUGUGUGUGUGAGAAAUUACUUUUAUUUGUCCAUUCUGACUUUGUAGCAGUUUAUGGUUAGUGCUAACUUUGCUGCUCGAGCUCUUUUGUAGCAAUAACCACCUAUUAUCAGUUUCAGAGUCAGUAAAAUAAUAUUAGUUAGUAAUAUUAAUUUUGCGUUUGCUGUUUAGACCAGGUAAGGCCAGGUGUGGUGCAGGUAACAGGAGGAUUGGUCUUAACAGCUGCCUCAUGCGAUGCAAUUGAUUGAAAUGUUUAGUUUAUUCAGUACGCAUUGGCUGUUAUUUAUUGUUUUUCAUGUUUGUGUCCCUGUUGAUGAAUGAAAUUUAUUUAAUGUUUCCUGUUUUGUUUAUGAAAGUGAAAGGUGAGAAUUGAAAGGGUGAAGGGAAGUAUGAUAUCAGGUAGAGUUUGGGUACAAUUAAAUAGUUGUGUUGCUGCUGUGGUGUAUGUGGAAGUGUAUGUUCUGUGUUGGACAUUUUUAUGUUGCUGGUGGCAAGUGCAUUAUAUUUUACUGAACUGUUGGAUUUCACUAACAUCUGGCAGAAGCAGGUAAAUGUAGAGGGUGUGAGAAUUUUUUUUUAAUUAUUAUUAUUUUAAAAUUGUUUUAAACUAAAUGUUGCAAUGAGGAAAAACUGAUUAAAUAUUUUAUACAUUUCACA
This is a messenger RNA of Electrophorus electricus (electric eel), 4970 nucleotides long. It is a transcript of the gene pigo, whose product is annotated as phosphatidylinositol glycan anchor biosynthesis, class O. The record is from RefSeq and is a predicted model, not a curated record. Gene Ontology annotation, molecular function: mannose-ethanolamine phosphotransferase activity. Gene Ontology annotation, cellular component: endoplasmic reticulum membrane. Lineage: Eukaryota; Metazoa; Chordata; Actinopteri; Gymnotiformes; Gymnotidae. Gene Ontology annotation, biological process: GPI anchor biosynthetic process.